AUGUCUCCAAUGAAGCUUGCCGUUCUUCUGUGCGAUACACCUUUACCUGAAGUAGUUGCAACAUAUGGAGACUACGCUUCAAUAUUCCAUCGCCUUCUCUCGUCCUCCUCGUAUGCCCCUCCAUUCACACUUGAUCCCUAUGACGUCGUUUCUGCCAAUUCCUAUCCUGAAGAUCCAACUUCCUACGACGCAAUUCUGUUGACCGGAUCUAAACAUUCUGCCCACGGCGACGAUGCAUGGAUACACAAACUAGUGGAUUUUGUCCGAACCACUGCUUCCUCGCAUCCUCAAGUGAAGCUUAUCGGGAUCUGCUUUGGACAUCAAAUUAUCGCACGCGCGUUGGGAGGGGAUCAAGCAUGCGUGGUCAACAAAGCUGGUUGGGAGCAGAUGCAUCGGGACCAUGUACCGUCACUCCCACCUGGAUUCCAUCUGCUCGCGUCGACGCCUAUUGCCCCUGUGCAAGGAAUGGUCAAAUUUAAGGACGGGAAGGAGGACGAUGUGCAUAUCUUCGCGGUCCAGGGUCACCCGGAAUUUACUGAGCCAAUAGUGUCUAUUGUGGUCAAGACAAGAGGCGCAAACGGGAUCUUGAGCAAAGAGAUCGUGGAAGAUGCGACUAAACGGAAGGAUAUACCAACGGAUGGUGCCCUUGUCGCCGAUUCCAUUUGGAGGAUCUUGCAACCGAGCACCUAA
Desarmillaria tabescens is the source of this 690-nucleotide messenger RNA. Its product is annotated as class I glutamine amidotransferase-like protein. The transcript has 2 exons. The coding region runs from base 1 to 690 and encodes 229 amino acids. Gene Ontology annotation, cellular component: nucleus; cytosol. The record is from RefSeq and is a predicted model, not a curated record. NCBI's taxonomy places the organism in Eukaryota, Fungi, Basidiomycota, Agaricomycetes, Agaricales, Physalacriaceae.